Messenger RNA from Pteropus alecto (black flying fox), 2537 nucleotides. It is a transcript of the gene SLC27A4, whose product is annotated as solute carrier family 27 member 4. Bases 169 to 2097 code for a protein of 642 amino acids. Gene Ontology annotation, biological process: response to nutrient; very long-chain fatty acid catabolic process; medium-chain fatty acid transport. Lineage: Eukaryota; Metazoa; Chordata; Mammalia; Chiroptera; Pteropodidae. The record is from RefSeq and is a predicted model, not a curated record. Gene Ontology annotation, cellular component: endoplasmic reticulum membrane; microvillus; plasma membrane. Gene Ontology annotation, molecular function: long-chain fatty acid transmembrane transporter activity; long-chain fatty acid-CoA ligase activity. The transcript has 13 exons.
AGGGCGGGCGGGGCCGGGAGGCGGGCGGGGCUGGCCGGGCCGUGUAGGGCGCAGACCCGACUCUGCGCGCCUAGGGGCGGCCCAUGCUCCCAGCGCUCCCCACUCAGCUGCAGCAGCCGGGCCGCAUCUGGACCAGGCGCCGCGCGGCGGGUCCGACGCCGGGCCACAAUGCUGCUUGGGGCAUCCCUUGUGGGAGUGUUGCUGUUCUCCAGUCUGGUGCUGAAACUGCCCUGGACCCAAGUGGGGUUUUCCUUGCUGCUCCUCUACCUGGGAUCUGUUGACUGGCGCUUCGUCUGGGUCUUCAUCAAGACCAUCAGGCGCGAUGUCUUUGGUGGCAUGGUGCUCCUGAAGGUGAAGUUGAAGGUCCAGCGAUACCUGCGGCAGCGGCAAACAAUACCCAUUUUGUUUGCCUCUACGGUACAGCGCCACCCCGACAAGACAGCCCUGAUCUUCGAGGGCACAGACACCCACUGGACCUUCCGCCAGCUGGAUGACUACUCAAACAGCGUGGCCAACUUCCUGCAGGCCCGAGGCCUGGUCUCCGGCGACGUGGCUGCCCUCUUCAUGGAGAACCGCAAUGAGUUCGUGGGUCUGUGGCUGGGCAUGGCCAAGCUGGGUGUGGAGGCGGCACUCAUCAACACCAACCUCCAGCGAGACACCCUGCGCCACUGCCUGACCAUUUCCCGGGCCCGAGUACUCAUCUUUGGCAGUGAGAUGGCCCCAGCUGUCUUUGAGAUCCAUGCCAGCCUGGACUCUUCACUGAGCCUCUUCUGCUCCGGUCCCUGGGAACCCAGCUCAGUGCCGCCCAGCACAGAACACCUGGACCCCCUACUGGAAAAUGCGUGCAAGCACCUGCCCAGUCGCCCUGACAAGGGCUUCGUAGAUAAGCUCUUCUACAUCUACACAUCGGGCACCACGGGUUUGCCCAAAGCCGCCAUUGUAGUACAUAGCAGGUAUUACCGAAUAGCUGCCUUGGUGUACUAUGGAUUUCGCAUGCGGCCUGAUGACAUUAUCUACGACUGCCUCCCGCUCUACCACACAGCAGGAAACAUCGUGGGGAUCGGGCAGUGCCUGCUCCAUGGCAUGACAGUGGUGGUCAGGAAGAAGUUCUCAGCCUCCCGGUUUUGGGAUGAUUGUAUCAAGUAUAACUGCACAAUUGUGCAGUACAUCGGCGAACUGUGCCGCUACCUCCUGAACCAGCCGCCCCGGGAGGCAGAAAACCAGCACCGGGUGCGCAUGGCACUUGGCAACGGCCUCCGGCAUUCCAUCUGGACCAAAUUUGCUGGCCGCUUCAACAUCUCCCAGGUGGCUGAGUUCUAUGGAGCUACUGAGUGCAACUGCAGCCUGGGCAACUUCGACAGCCAGGUGGGGGCCUGUGGCUUCAACAGCCGCAUCCUGCCCUUCAUAUACCCCAUCCGCCUGGUACGUGUCAACGAGGACACCAUGGAGCUGAUCCGGGGGCCCGAUGGUGUCUGCCUUCCUUGCCAGCCAGGUGAGCCGGGCCAGCUGGUGGGCCGCAUCAUCCAGCAGGACCCCUUGCGGAGCUUCGAUGGCUACCUCAUGCAGAGUGCCAACAAUAAGAUCGCUUCAAAUGUCUUCAAAAAGGGGGACCAGGCCUACCUCACCGGCGACGUGCUGGUGAUGGACGAGCUGGGCUACCUGUACUUCCGAGACCGCACGGGGGACACGUUCCGCUGGAAGGGUGAGAACGUGUCCACCACCGAGGUGGAGGGCAUACUUAGCCGCCUGCUGGAUAUGGCCGAUGUGGCCGUGUAUGGUGUCAAAGUGCCAGGAACUGAGGGCCGGGCCGGAAUGGCAGCUGUGGCCAACCCUGCGGGCAGCUGUGACCUUGAGCACUUGGCCCAGCUCCUGGAGAAGGAGCUGCCUCUAUGUGCCCGCCCCAUCUUCAUGCGCUUAAUGCCUGAGCUGCAGAAAACAGGGACCUUCAAGUUUCAGAAGACAGAGCUGCGGAAGGAGGGCUUUGACCCUGCGAUUGUGAAAGACCCACUGUUCUACCUGAAUGCCCAGAAGGGCCGCUACGUCCCACUGGACCAAGGGGUCUACAACCGCAUCCAGGCCGGCAAGGAGAAGCUGUGAUUUGCCCCGAGGCCUUCUCAGGGCCAGCAGUUGCUGGAUCCAGAGCCCCAGCUCCUACCCAGAGGGGUCUUGGGCAGUGCCAGACCUAAGCAAGCAGGGCCCAGCGCCUCAACCAUGAGGUGCUGACCCCCUCCCCAACUCAGACUGCCACGUGACUCACUGCCACUUCCUCCCUCCCCCAGCGGCUUUCUGUGAAAGCCUCGUGACCACGUGUAUCUUUGAGGCUAGACCGGGCCUCCGGAUCCUCAAAUUGACUAGGCCCCUCCGGAUGAUGUCUUGGGCCAGGUCAGGGGAGGUGGUAGAGCUGCCAAGUGUAGUGACCUCACCUUUAGAAACAAUAGGUUAAGGAUAAGACAUGGUACGUGCUAACCGCCAUGUCUCACUUCUAGUUAGUUAUCUGCUAAAAAUUUAUUAACUAGAGGGAUUUACUGGCCGGAUCA